CGGUGCUACCACACAGGGACUGGAGGCUCUGCCGGAACUCUGCAGCCGCAUCGGCUCUGAUUAUUUCAACAUCGGGGUUCGGUCCAACAUGGCGGCUUACGGAUGGAAAUACUGAUGACAGUCCGAAAGAUCGCCUCGAUUUGUACGAUGGGCGCCAAUGCCUCUGCCUUGGAAAAGGAGAUUGGACCGGAACAGUUUCCCGUUAAUGAACACUACUUUGGAUUGGUCAAUUUUGGCAACACCUGCUACUGUAACUCAGUGCUGCAGGCUUUGUAUUUCUGUCGACCGUUCAGGGAGAAAGUGCUGGCGUACAAGGUGCAGCCUCGGCGUAAGGAGUCCCUCCUCACCUGUCUGGCCGACCUGUUCAACAGCAUCGCCACACAGAAGAAGAAAGUGGGAGUCAUCCCACCAAAGAAAUUCAUCUCACGGCUGAGAAAAGAAAACGAGCUAUUCGAUAACUACAUGCAGCAGGAUGCUCACGAAUUCCUCAACUACCUCCUCAACACCAUCGCAGACCUGCUGCAGGAGGAGAAGAGCCAGGAGCGGCAGCAGAAUGGAAAGCUGGUGCAGAAUGGAGGAGGAGGAGGGGGUGGAGGUGGUGGCGGUGGAGGAGGAGGAGGGGAGGGAGGUGAGGGAGAAGGUGGAAAGGAGACACAACAGACCUGGGUCCACGAGAUCUUUCAAGGGACACUGACCAAUGAGACACGCUGCCUCAACUGUGAAGCUGUGAGCAGUAAAGAUGAAGACUUCCUGGAUCUGUCGGUAGAUGUGGAGCAGAACACGUCUAUCACACACUGUCUCAGGGGCUUCAGUAAUACAGAGACGUUAUGUAGUGAAUACAAAUACUACUGUGAGCAGUGUCGCAGCAAACAGGAAGCCCAGAAAAGAAUGAGGGUAAAGAAGCUGCCGAUGAUUCUCGCACUCCACCUGAAGCGCUUUAAGUACAUGGACCAGCUGCACCGCUACACCAAACUGUCCUAUCGCGUCGUCUUCCCCCUAGAGCUCCGCCUCUUCAACACCUCUGGGGACGCCACCAACCCCGACCGCAUGUACGACCUGGUGGCUGUCGUAGUACACUGUGGCAGUGGUCCAAACCGUGGACACUACAUCACCAUUGUCAAGAGCCAUGGCUUCUGGCUGCUGUUCGAUGAUGACAUUGUAGAGAAAAUUGAUGCGCAGGCGAUUGAGGAGUUCUACGGUCUGACAUCAGACAUUUCCAAGAACUCUGAGUCGGGGUACAUCCUGUUCUACCAGUCCAGAGACUGAAGCCAGUGGCGGUAAAUCCCCAACAGACUGUCACUUAGCAGAGGGGCUUACGGCUGCAGGCGGCUCCACCCGUACGCUCACAUAUGUAUCCAGGCUUCUUUCCCUGAAGGCGGAGCUUUGCACUGGGGCGCCACUUGGAUUGGUUGAAACGUGCAGGUCGCAUGGCAGCCUCCUGGAUUACAGCCGGUGUUACCCUCUGAGCCCACACUGCAACUGGCACCUUAAAAAAAACAAGACACAACACGGAUUGAUUCUGUAACACGCUUUGCACUGUGUAAUUGGCUCGGGUGCCACCAAUCCAAGAGGCUGACAUUGCUGUGUGCACAUCGGUCUGUUUGAAGGUAAAAGCAGUUUGGGAAGGAUGAGACUGCAUAGCGUAACCAAUUUACAGUUGGAAACAACGGAGGAUCGUAACCCGCCUCGUCACAGUAACCAUUGUGUCAUCACAGUCUUCUUUAGCUACUUUUCUGCUAACUUAUGCUAACUUAGCUUUCCACAGUAACAGCAAAGGUUUCCUGAGCUUUAAGCUAACACAGUUUAACAACCUUCCAAACAACUCCCAGAAAGUCCAGAUGGCACCAAAAGACAUCACACACACCACCAUCGGGGAUUAAAAAUGCUCGGCUGUGCAGUGAGACUGCAGCACAGUAAUACAGCUGAUAUCUUGCAGUGUUUCUUUAAUUUUGUAAAAGUGUUAUUAGCCGGCUUGGAAGUGAAAGCCAGCCAACAGAUGUGGUGUUGGUGAAACUGUGCUGCUCAGAUGGCUCAUUAUUUUCAUUUUUUUUUUGUUUUAGUUAUAAGAAAAAUUAAGUGAAAUUGGUUAGAAAUCUGGUUAAAAGUCUGAUUUUUGUGUCUGUAGUUUUAUUAAUCACUGCAGUGGUUUUUCAGCAUGUUUACUCAGUGACAAUAUUCUGAGUUUUAUUCUUUAAAGGAGCACAUUAUCUGCUGUAAAUCAGUGUUUAUAAGCAGGAAACACCUUAUGGCUUUGAGUGAGAGAAGUCAUUUGAGUGCUCUGUUUUAAGAACAGCUACAAACUGAAGCCGAUUAGCCUUACAGAUCACUACAUCCCUGCUGUAUUUUUUGAAGGCAGAGCCAAAGUGGCUGGUUUUCAGGUUACCGCUGUGUCGUGCCAUUACCACUCGUGUGUGGUGCCACAAUAAGGGAAGACACAGAGGAGAGCUCAGGUAUUUUAAGCUACAUGAGCUGACUUUGUGAGCUUUUUGUGGUCGCCAUGGCAGUUUGUGUCGUUUUAUUAUUUUGUUAUGUGUUAAAUGCCAGAAUAUGCACAUUUAGUACCUUUUUUUAAAGGGACACAAACAGACAAAUACUUUACUUUGUGCUAGUGCUGACAUCCAAACUGCCAUGCUACAUCCAGCCUGUUUGAAUGUCUUACCCUUUUUUUUUUUUUUUAUUGCAAUGUGCAGCUAUCCUACUCCACUUCGGCGCACAGCCACUCACUGGUGAAGUUCAGCUGUGGCUGAAGUGUUUCUGCUACAGCUGCAGAACUGGCUGCCAGUCUCUCCUUUUACGUAACAUGUUUUUCUCUCCUCAGUUUCAGCUGUCAGUAAAACUUAAGCGAUGCUCACCGGAGUGGAACGUGUCCACAGUUCGCUGAUGACAAUGUUAGAUUCAGAGUCUGUCUCUGAUGCUUAAAACAGCCUUCCUCUCCAAAAUAAAUUAAUUAUAACAGAGUAAAGGAUUAUCUGUCAGUAAAUAUACAUAAUUAAUCCAGAUGGUAAUAUUGUCAUAAAUUUGAGCUAAAACAAAGAUUUGUUGGUUGUAGAAACAUCAUUAAAACAUUCACAGUUUACAUACUAAAGAUCCACACUGAAACUAAUCAUUAGUGCUACUGGCAGACAUGUUAAACGUAGUCUGUAUUCACACAUUAGUGGUUUUUCCCUGUGGUCAUAUGCAUUUUAUAGGAUGAGGGAUCUUUAUUAAUGACUAUAUUAACUGUCUUUAAAAGGGCUGCAAUUAAUAAUGUAUUUCAUUGUUCAUCAUGUCCUACUAGUCUAUAAAAAUAUACACUUUAUAAUCACAAUUAAAAUAGCUUUCUCCCUCUCACCCCAAACAUAUUGCUGUUGAAUUCUGGAAAAGGGAAACUUACACAGCCGUGCUUGCAAUUACAGUUUUUAUUAUUAAUAUUAGUAUUGUUAAAAAACAAGUUAAUUAUUUCACUAUCGAAAUAACAAUUUGGAAUAUGUGGUUAAUUGAUCUCAUUAUGUUGAUUUCUUUAAUUUACGUCUAGAAAAUGACAUCUCCAACAGACGUUGUGCCAUUUGUGCCUAUUUUAGACACUGAAAUGCAUUGAUCUAUAAUCAAUAAUGUGCACUUCUCUAAUCUAAAUUUUUCAAUUUAAAUCCAUUGCUAUAGUUGUGAAGAUGCCAUCUAUGAACACUGACACUUUGCAUGCAUCAUCCAACAUGCAUCAUA
Messenger RNA from Sphaeramia orbicularis (orbiculate cardinalfish), 3699 nucleotides. RefSeq names its product ubiquitin specific peptidase 12b (gene usp12b). Gene Ontology annotation, biological process: protein deubiquitination. Gene Ontology annotation, molecular function: cysteine-type deubiquitinase activity. The coding region runs from base 103 to 1266 and encodes 387 amino acids. The transcript has 10 exons. The record is from RefSeq and is a predicted model, not a curated record. NCBI's taxonomy places the organism in Eukaryota, Metazoa, Chordata, Actinopteri, Kurtiformes, Apogonidae. Gene Ontology annotation, cellular component: nucleus; cytosol.